Messenger RNA from Penicillium angulare, 1500 nucleotides. RefSeq lists its product as uncharacterized. The coding region runs from base 1 to 1500 and encodes 499 amino acids. The record is from RefSeq and is a predicted model, not a curated record. Gene Ontology annotation, cellular component: membrane. The transcript has 6 exons. Gene Ontology annotation, biological process: transmembrane transport. NCBI's taxonomy places the organism in Eukaryota, Fungi, Ascomycota, Eurotiomycetes, Eurotiales, Aspergillaceae. Gene Ontology annotation, molecular function: transmembrane transporter activity.
AUGGCUUCUACCGCUACCGACGAGAGAAAGGAGUUCGAUCCAGCUGCUGAUGUGAGCCUGAAUAAUCUUGCCGCUUCUACCUCCAGUAGAGAUGCCGAAGCUAUUGGUAUCAAUGAGAAAUCACUAUUGCGCAAGUUGGACUAUCGGCUAUUACCACCAUUGACAUUACUAUAUUUACUGUCUUUUCUGGACCGUAGCAAUGUUGGAAAUGCCAAAUUAGAAGGAAUGACUACCGAUAUCAAGAUGUCUGGGGACCAGUAUCUUAAUGGGCUGACUUUGUACUUCGUGGGCUAUGUCCUCUUCGAAAUUCCAUGCAACAUCGUUCUAAAAAAGACCACGCCCAGAACUUGGCUUCCCACUCUGACCCUGAUAUGGGGUAUCGUUGCUACCCUACUUGGGGUUGUUCAAAACUACUCCGGCUACUUAGCUUCACGAUUCUUUCUCGGCGUGGCUGAGAGUGGACUUUUCCCUGGUGUUGUUUACUAUAUCUCCAUGUGGUACAAGCGGAAUGAACAGCACUACCGUGUUAGUCUGUUCUUCAGUGCUGCAAGUCUUGCAGGCGCCUUUGGCGGUAUUCUUGCCUGGGGCAUUGGGCACAUGGCUGGUGUAGGUGGCUACAGUGGAUGGCGAUGGAUCUUCAUUCUUGAAGGUUUGGUAACUGUCAUAGCCUCGGUGAUCGCAUAUUUCUGGGUUUACAAUUAUCCAUCAACAGCUGAAUUCCUCUCGGACGAAGAACGAGAAUUCAUCCAAUUUCGGCUAAAGAACGACAGCGAUGCUACUCGGGACGAGAGUUUCACUUGGUCCGCAGUAUUAGACACAUUCAAAGACCCGAAGGUGUGGCUUUACUGCGCAGGGUUCCACACGAUGUCACUGCCAUUAUACACGCUUUCUCUCUUCCUGCCAACCAUUAUCAAGGAACUUGGAUAUUCGGCGGCUGAAGCUCAGCUGCUCAGCGUACCGCCCUAUGCCGUUGCUUUCAUCCUUACCCUUACGGUGGCAGUUGCCUCGGAGAAGACUCACAUACGUGCACCCUUCAUAAUGGGGACGUCUGCCCUUGCCUGCAUUGGCUAUAUCCUGCUACUAUCCGAUCAUAGAGCGGGCGUUUCUUACCUCGGGACCAUUCUUGCUGCUGCCGGCAUCUAUCCCUCUGUCGCCAUCGUGCUGUCAUGGCCUGCCAAUAACGUGUCCGGACAAACAAAGCGUUGCAUUGCUAACGCGCUCCAAAUUAGUGUGGGUAAUAUCGGUGCAGUGAUUGGGACACAGCUGUACCGCGUUGAGACUAGUCCACGCUAUUUUCUUGGGCAUGGCUUCGCACUGGGAUAUCUAGUUGCUAAUAUCUUUGUUGUGGGGGUUUUGUGGAUAGUCCUGCGCGCGGAGAAUGCUGCAAAGGCCCGCGAAAUCGAGGGUAAAGAGAUCAGACCAUUUGGUGAAGGGAAUGGAGACUUUGAGGACGAGGUAUUCUUGGGUGACAAGGAUCCUCGCUGGAUCUUCCAGACAUGA